GCCGGCCCGGAGGCGCGCCCCGAGAGCGGCCGGGCGCUGGCCACGGGCCCAGGAGCCUCUUACCUCCUGCCGGGCCCGGCCGCCCGCCCGGACCCCGAGCCCGAGCCCGACCGGCAGCUGCCAGAGCUCGGCCCGCUCCUGUCCUGGACUGCAGAGCCCGAGGAUUACGGCCCCCCGGUUUUCCCGGACAGCGCCUGUCUCCGUGUGCCCGGCUUCAGCCACAGCCAGCACAGGAGGCCCGAGGUCGACUUCUUCCCUUGCUUCCCCGCGGCCUCGGUGGGCGAGCUGACGCUGGAGGUGGGUCCCGAGGACCCGGACCGGCCUUCGGACUUCAGCCAGACGUGCCCCCUAACGAGCGAGCCCGCGGCGUGUCCGGAGGACGGCCCCCGCCUGCGAGCGGUGUUCGACGCCCUGGACGGCGAUGGAGACGGCUUCGUCCGCAUCGAGGACUUCGUGCAGUUCGCCACGGUCUACGGGGCAGAGCAGGUGAAGGACUUAACGAAAUACUUGGACCCCGGCGGGCUUGGCGUGAUCAGUUUUGAGGACUUCUACCGAGGGAUCACCGCAAUCAGGAAUGGAGAGUCUGAUGGCCAGCUGUGCGGGGUUGCACCUGCCCAGGACGAGGAGCCGCCCGCCUGCCCCGAUGAGUUCGACGACUUCGUUACCUUUGAGGCCAACGAGGUGACAGACAGCGCAUACAUGGGUUCCGAGAGCACCUACAGUGAGUGUGAGACCUUCACCGACGAGGACACAAGCACCCUGGUGCACCCUGAGCUGCAAGCCGAAGGGGAUGCCGACAGCGCCGGUGGCUCAGCUGUGCCCUCCGAGUGCCUGGACGCCAUGGAGGAGCCUGGCCACGGCGCCUUGCUACUGCUCCCAGGGAGAUCCCACCUGCACAGCCAGUCCGUCGUCACGGUGAUAGGUGGCGAGGAGCAUUUUGAGGACUAUGGUGAGGGCAGUGAGGCAGAGCUGUCCCUGGAGACCCUCUGCAAUGGGGAGCAUGACUGCAGAGACCCCGCUUUCCUCACCCCCAGCACUGAUCCGCUUGCCGCAAAGCUGCACAGCAUCCUCACUGAUGAGGCUUUUGAGUUUUACUGUAGCCAGUGCCACAAACAAAUCAACCGCCUUGAGGAUCUUUCUGCUCGCCUGAACGAUCUUGAAAAGAAUAGUCCAGCGAAGCGGCUCUCCAGCAGGAAGGUGGCAAGGUACCUGCACCAGUCAGGGGCCCUGACCGUGGAGGCCCUACAGGACCCUGCCCCAGACCCCGUGGAGGGCAUGGAAGAGGACAUUGCUGAUAAGGUCGUCUUCCUGGAGAAACGGGUGUCGGAGCUGGAGAAGGACACGGCUGCCAGCGGGGAGCAGCACAGCCGGCUGCGGCAGGAGAACCUCCAGCUCGUGCACAGAGCCAAUGCCCUUGAGGAGCAGCUGAAGGAGCAGGAGCUGAGAGCCUGUGAGAUGGCGCUGGAGGAGGCGCGGAGGCACCGGGAGCUCGUGUGCAGGAUGGAGCGGGAGCGCAGCAUCGAGGUGGAGAGCCUGCAGGCCAGGCUGCAGCAGCUAGAUGAGGAGAACGGAGAGCUAAGGUCCUGCACGCCGUGUCUGAAGGCCAACAUUGAGCGCUUGGAAGAGGAGAAGCAGAAGUUGCUGGAUGAGAUGGAAGAGUUAUCCCUGCGGCUCAGUGAUGAGCAGGAGAACAGGAGGAAGCUGGGGGACAGGCUGAGCCACGAGAGGCACCAGUUCCAGAGGGACAAGGAGGCAACCCAGGAGUUGAUCGAGGACCUGCGCAAGCAGCUGGAGCACCUGCAGCUCUUCAAGCUGGAGGCCGAGCAGAGGAGGGGCCGGGGCAGCAGCAUGGGUCUGCAGGAGUACAACAGCCGCACCCGCGAGAGCGAGCUGGAGCAGGAGGUCCGCAGGUUGAAGCAGGAUAACCGUAACCUGAAGGAGCAGAAUGAUGAGCUCAACGGGCAGAUCAUCAACCUGAGCAUCCAGGGUGCCAAGAACCUCUUCUCCACGUCCUUCUCAGAGUCCCUGGCUGCGGAGAUCAGCUCCGUUUCCCGAGAUGAGCUCAUGGAUGCGAUUCAGAAGCAGGAGGAGAUCAACUUCCGCCUGCAGGACUACAUUGACCGGAUCAUCGUGGCCAUCAUGGAGACCAACCCAUCCAUCCUGGAGGUCAAGUAGAGGCAAGAAGGCCCAGCUCGGUGGGCCCAGGACCCCACCCGCACCCAGGAGAUGGCCACGGCGCACACACAGCCGAGACAAGCGGCUGGGCUGGGGUGCAUAGAAGGGUCUGCACAGGGAAGAGGAACAGGAGCUCCGGGGCCAGGGCCCACGCAGGAGAGGGUGGGGCUGGGCCUGCUCUCUGCAGAGAUGUGGGGAGCACGGCUCAGGCGAACCCCUCUGCGAGCUCCCUCUCAUGUGGCACACCUCUCUGCUGCCCUACUUGUCAGGGAAGAAAGGAAGGACUCGUCCCCACCGGGACACUGCCAUCUGCAUCUGCUCAGGGGCCCUCACCUGGAUGGCACAGAGGCCCCAGGACCCUCUCACCAGACGUGGUGGCGUGGGAAGGACUGCCAGGCAAGGUGGUGCAACAUCAGGCUCUGGCCGGGAGCUGCAGGACCCCGGCUUUCCUGGGGCUGUGACUCUGGAGCUGCUCCGCCCAGCCACCCAUCCAGAGAAGGCACCGCAGUCCAGCUUCAGACCCAGGGGCUCUGCAGCUGGCCACGCAGCUGUCCCCAUGCCCCAAACCCUUGCUGCAGUAACGGGGCUGGGGCCAAGCCUCUGCUCCAAAAUCAGGACUUGAGAGUCCCAUCACAUGGAGCAUGCUCCCUGCACAGGGUGGGUCUCAGGGCCCCUCUGACUCCAGGUGUGGCAGCAUCGUGGUGAGAAACUGCUUCCCCAUGGGUGUGGUCCCCGGCCUCCUGGAGCCCUCCCCUCCCUGAGCACGUCUCAGCUGCUCUGGGUGAAGUCCCGGUCUCCCAGGCCAGAGUCCACAUGUCUGGCACCACGUUUCCUCUGGGAGUUUGAAGUCGCUGAAGUGGCCAUCCUUCCCCGAGCUGCAUUUUGGAGGAGGCAGGGUGGUGCGGGUUCUCUAAGUACAUAGAUCCGGAGCAGAGAGCAAGGCCCUCCUGGCAGCUUGUGGGUUCCUUCAAGGAAGCCAUUGCCUGGCUCUGUGCCACCACCACCAGGCACUGCACCACCAUGGGGGCUGCUGGGCCUGCCCCCACCCUGCGCCUGAGCACUGUCCAGGAGCCUCUGGGUGCUCCAGGUGGGUCAAGACCCCACACACAGACUGGCCACUGCUGCGUGCAAGUGCGUAUGUGAGGGCGUGUGUGUGUGUGUGUGUGUGUGUGUGUGUGUGUGUGUGUGUGCGCAUUGCCCUGUGUCCCUCCAUCCUCCAUGUGGCCCACCUUCUACACUAAGAUUUAAGAUGUUGCCUCGUAUUGUACAUUUUGGGGAAAGCCUUGGGUGUAAAUCAGUGUAAACUUGGAGGAGAGAUUUUUCUAUCAUGUAGAGUAGGUAUUUUUUAUAGAUUGAAGGUUGAUCAAUUUUUUAAUACUUCCAAGAGAGAAAACUAUCUGUGUAUACACAUGAAAUAUAUAUAUAUAUAUGUAUGAUAAUAAAUACUGGAACUCUGCUUUCCGUGCCCAGCCCUGCCCCCGUGACACAGACUUGGAUCUGUUUCUGUCCAUCACCCAACGGUACCGUAGCUGUAAAUAUGAGUUGCAGGGAGAUGUUUCAUGCACACACCCAGGUGUGGACUUGCACAGUGACCCUCUUUCCUUCCCCUUGAGAAAGAUUUUUCAGGCAGAGCAGUGGUGACCUGGACACUAGAGGGCAAGGCCAGGACGCUCUCACCGAAGAUUAAAGCUAUCUAUACCCA
Messenger RNA from Herpailurus yagouaroundi (jaguarundi), 3877 nucleotides. RefSeq names its product RAB11 family interacting protein 3 (gene RAB11FIP3). The annotation marks the transcript as partial. Gene Ontology annotation, molecular function: calcium ion binding. Gene Ontology annotation, biological process: endocytic recycling; regulation of cytokinesis. Gene Ontology annotation, cellular component: cleavage furrow; midbody; endocytic vesicle. Lineage: Eukaryota; Metazoa; Chordata; Mammalia; Carnivora; Felidae. The transcript has 15 exons. The record is from RefSeq and is a predicted model, not a curated record.